Molecule: messenger RNA, 263 nt
Organism: Colletotrichum godetiae
Lineage: Eukaryota; Fungi; Ascomycota; Sordariomycetes; Glomerellales; Glomerellaceae
Exons: 1
Coding region: 38-262 (74 amino acids)
Source: RefSeq, a predicted model, not a curated record
GAUAGUCUUCCCAAGUCCCAAAGUCACUUUUCAACCCAUGCCCGGUCUUGGAGGUCCUGUCUUCUUGUCGACACUCCCGGGUCUCCAUCACACCCCCCUCGUCGUCGUCGUCGUCGUCUUCGUCUUCCACCCCUCCGUCUCCCACACGCCCCCUUUUUUGCAUUCGUACCCCUGCCACCUUGGCUUGCCCUGGCCCCCCCUCCCUUACCAUGACUCCCCUGUCGCCAAAAGCUUGGCCUUCGCCGGGGGGUGCGACUGCUAGU